This is a messenger RNA of Camellia sinensis, 675 nucleotides long. The record is from RefSeq and is a predicted model, not a curated record. NCBI's taxonomy places the organism in Eukaryota, Viridiplantae, Streptophyta, Magnoliopsida, Ericales, Theaceae.
AUGUAUGUGAUUGACAUUGUUAAUAUGCUACUUUGUGGGACAAGGUUUGUAAAGGAUGAGAACUCUUUUAUUAUUAUUAUGUAUAAAAUGAUGAUUUUCAUGGGGCAUGAGGAUUGCAAAUGUGCGUUCGUGAAUGGCAAAGUCUGCAACGACCCAAAGCUUGCCACAGCCGAUGACUUCUUCUUUUCCGGCCUCUUGACUCCUCAAAACACAUCAAACCCAGUUAGGUCGAAGGUCACUCCCGUAAACAUUAUGCAAAUAUUAGGUCUCAAUACUCUUAGCAUUUCCUUAGCUCGUAUUAACUUUGCACCUUAUGGCCUCAACCCACCCCAUACGCACCGUCAUGCAACUGAGGUCAUUGUGGUCUUGAAAUGUACUCUCUACAUCGGUUUUGUGACCUCCAACACUGACAACUGUCUCUUCAUAAAGGUCUUGUACCCAGGAGAUGUUUUUGUGUUCCCACAAGGUCUUAUUCACUUUCAAUUUAAUAAUGGAAAGACUAAUGAGGUAGCUCUUGCUGCCCUAAGUUGCCAAAAUCCGAGAACUAUUAUUGUUGCUAAUGCGAUGUUCGGGUCAAAUUCAAGGAUUUUUUAUGAUGUUCUUGCUGAGGCAUUCCAAGUGGACAAGAAGGUGGUAGACUAUCUUCAAGCUCAAUUUUGGUGGCCCAACAACUAG